AUGGACAUAACGAACUUUGUUGUUUCCCAUAGGACCGAUGCCCUCUUGAUUGGAGACUACAAUGCCUAUCGAGCUCAACUCUCCCGCAGAAUACACACUAUUCGUAAGCGACUUGGUAGGACGACACCAAAGGGUAAGAAAUAUACGACAAAGGUGUCAGUGACUGCGGAAGAUGUUGCGGCGAAUUUGGAAUUCGUUCACCUCUUACUCCUAAGCGCAGAACGAGGAUGGGCAUCUGCCAUGCACAUGAAGUCUGUGCACUCUGCAGACCCGUCUACUAAAGGUAUCGUGGGUUCCACAAGACGACAUAUAAUUUCUCGUCUCAACAAAGCCACUAUCUAUUCAAGACAGCUCGUUCAGCUUCUGGAGGAUCGAUCCACAUCCGGAGCGUCGAACAUUGACUUAUUAGAGGCUCGCGCGUACCUCGCUUCCCUAUGUGCAUCUUUUUGGAUGGAGAAGCAAAGAUGGGAGCAAUGCCUGCGCGAGAAUUCAACGGCCCGCAUUAUAUACGCAGCCGCCCAAAAAAAUACCGAUCGAGAGGUCUUUCGGGACCUCUUGUCUGGCACCAUUGACCCUGGCAUUCGAUACGCAGCAUAUCAGCUUAAAAUCCCUCGUUCUACACCUCUGCAUACUAUCAGUGUUGAACGUUUCCCGGCCAGCCCAGAGCUGCGAGCAGAGGUGAAAGCUGUUGACUCGGAGGCCCUCUCAGACAAAGGUGGUGAGAAUAUGGUUACUGCGGAUGGGAGUGCUCAGGAGCACCCUACAACCAUAAAAUGGAGGUCUAGAACCGUAAAUAUUGAGGAUGCCUCUAUAUCACAGGCUUUGGGGGCUGCCUUCGCCGCCGAAUCUCAGCUUUCUGCUUGGAUGUCAAGCCCUGAGGGACAAAACGCAUCCGCUAAGGCUAAGGCGGCUAAAUAUGACAACGUUAUCAUUGCUAGUCAAGAUGCCGUUGACGCAACAAAAACAGCUAUCGAUGAACUCUCCAAUGAAGGAGUGGACCAGGGAGACCAGAGAAUGCAAUCUCUCCAGGUCACCCGUACCGCCGUGAAUUAUGCGUUAGUUGGGUGGCGCGUUGGCCGUAAUAGAGUACUGUGUGGUCUAGAAGAUGGGUUACAAUUCGAACCGGAGAAGCCAAGAAGUUCGAAAAGAUCUAAAACACAGCAGGGCUCUAAAACCCCCCAAGCUGAGAGCACCGGGAAGAAACUUGCGAGAUUACGUGAGCGAGUUGUUCUCUAUGAUGCGACUUUGCAAAGCUUGGACUCCAUCAAGGAACUUCCAGGCGUGGCCGGAGAUUCGGAGUUUAUGAAAGAACUCCAGGCAAUUCAUCAGUAUUUCACGGCACUGAGAUGCCUCUCUAUUGGUCGAUCACAUGCACUUCUUGCCAACACCAAAAAUGCAUUAGCCCUUUUCGUUCGAGCGUCAGACCUCUGCUCCCAGAGCGAGUCUGCUUAUGCUUUUCCAGAUACCACAAAAACAGAAGAAAAGCCCUUGAGACUCGAGCUUUCAAGCUUGCAAGUCAACGCCGUUUCAGUCCAACUCCAGCACCUUGUCUGGCAGUAUCGUGGGAUUGUUGAAAUCGAGAGACUCUGCGCUGAAGCCGAGAAUUCGGAUACUGUUCUCCCACCCUUGCUAGAGCGAUUGAGCGAGUACCCACCCAGUGGUGCAGAUGUGUCCAACUUGGUGGCCUAUCCCCCCAAACUUGAACCGGUUCCGGUGAAACCUCUUUUUCUAGACCUGGCCUGGAAUUACAUCGACUAUCCGAGAGAGGCGAAGAAGGCUGUGAAUACGCAGCAGCCGAGUACUCCAGCUGCUGAGGUGAAGCCAGAGACGAAAAGGAAAGGAUGGUUUGGCUUUGGUAGAUAA
Ophidiomyces ophidiicola is the source of this 1863-nucleotide messenger RNA. It is a transcript of the gene SRP68, whose product is annotated as signal recognition particle subunit srp68. The transcript is spliced from 3 exons. The coding region runs from base 1 to 1863 and encodes 620 amino acids. Gene Ontology annotation, cellular component: signal recognition particle, endoplasmic reticulum targeting. Gene Ontology annotation, molecular function: signal recognition particle binding; 7S RNA binding; endoplasmic reticulum signal sequence receptor activity. NCBI's taxonomy places the organism in Eukaryota, Fungi, Ascomycota, Eurotiomycetes, Onygenales, Onygenaceae. Gene Ontology annotation, biological process: SRP-dependent cotranslational protein targeting to membrane. The record is from RefSeq and is a predicted model, not a curated record.